Molecule: messenger RNA, 1701 nt
Organism: Aspergillus ochraceoroseus IBT 24754
Lineage: Eukaryota; Fungi; Ascomycota; Eurotiomycetes; Eurotiales; Aspergillaceae
Product: putative cellobiose dehydrogenase
Exons: 2
Coding region: 27-1682 (551 amino acids)
Molecular function (GO): flavin adenine dinucleotide binding; oxidoreductase activity, acting on CH-OH group of donors
Source: RefSeq, a predicted model, not a curated record
CUAUCUUCCCUCCAUUCCUUCUGUUCAUGAUGCGAACAUCCUUUGCUCAUGGCCUCCUGGCCUCCAGCUGGGCCUCAAUUGCUCUGGCACAUGGUGCUCAUACUACCCAAGAUCAUGGCAAGGAAUACGAUUACAUCGUGGUUGGUGGUGGUCCAUCCGGUAUCAUCACUGCCGAAAGGCUGGCUGAAGCCAAGAAGUCCGUCCUGUUGCUUGAGCGAGGUACCGGCCCUACAGUGGCCACGGGGUCCAACGACACACUUUCAUGGAAUAACACCCUGACCGAGAUUGAUCUUCCCGGCUUGUCGUUUGAUAUUGGCAACCUGGAUGUAUGGAACGACUAUAUGUGCACCGACACGGGGGGCACGGCAGCCUGUGUGCUCGGUGGCGGAGUGACCGUUAACUACAUGGUGUUUGUACACCCGCCAGCGCACGAUUUCGACGACAGGUGGCCCAAGGGCUGGAAAUGGCGCGAUGUCGAGUCCGCCGCGGACCGCCUGUACAGCCGGAACCCCGGCAGCCUGUUGCCCUCUGCUGAUGGAAAGCGCUACGACCAGGGCGUGUAUACUCUCCUGUCCGGGUUCUUCUCGAAACUCGGCUGGUCAUCGGUUGACAUGAGUGCGCAACCCAACGAGAAGCAUCAGGUCUACAGCCACCCAGCGUGGAACAUCAAGGAUCAGAAACGUGCUGGUCCCAUCCGCACUUAUCUUCCACUGGCAGAGGCGCACGACAAUUUCUCGAUUCGCUUGGGAACCAAGGUGACCCGACUUGUGCGUGACGGCCGUCGGGUGGUGGGCGUCGAAGCCCAGACUGGCGGAGGUCAAACCGAGAGGAUCCGUCUUGCGCCAAAGGGCCGUGUGAUCCUGGCCGCCGGUGCUCUCUCCACUCCCCGCAUCCUCUUCAACUCUGGAAUUGGCCCAGCAUCUCAGAUUGAAACGGCGAACAAGAGCGGCAUUGCCGUUCCGCCCAGACACGAGUGGAUUAACCUCCCCGUCGGUGUGGGCGUGAAGGACCACCCCAUCUUCUCCAUCAUCGUGAAAACCAACGGUACUUUUGCUCCCUUAGACGGACCAGCGAUCUUGAACGGCAGCGCGGGGGAUGAAAUCCAGGCUUACGAGGACGAGAGCUCGGGAGUCUUGACUCAGGGCAAGCACCGGAUGAUCUUCUUCACAUCCAACGUGGCCAGCGACAACCAAACCCGAUACUAUCAGGGAUCGUGUGCCCCUACCGCGGACGGCGUCGUCACAAUCACCAGUUACAUGACCCACGGUCUCACCUCCAGUGGAGUUCUGGGCCUCGAUGCGAACCAGAACACCGUUAUGGAGCAAUCGCCUUACCUGCAGACCGCGGGAGACCAGGAAGCCGCAGAGAUGUUCAUCAACCAGAUGAUCAGUGAUAUCACCGCCCCUGGCACUGGGCUUGAACUUCACACGUAUACCAACACCUCUGCUAUCAUCGGCUCCUUAACCGGCGGUGUGCACUAUACGUCUACUACGAAGAUGGGGCUUGACGACGGCCGGUUCAACGGUACCGCAGUGGUUGAUACUGAUGCUAAAGUUUACGGCAUGGAUAACCUGUUUAUUGUUGAUGGUGGUAUCCACCCGGAUCUCCCUACUGGCAACAUUCAGGCUACAGUCAUGGUUGUUGCCGAAGCUGCUGUCCACAGGAUCCUGGCUACGAAAUAGACCUGUUUGAGCUAACAAC